AAGGCCUCGGAGCCCGAUCAGGAGUGGGAACCUGGGCUGUGAGUGCAGGCUACAAGUCCUAGACCCUAGACCGGGUGCACUCUCGGCGGGAGGUGGCACAUUAGUGCCAAGUGCCAGCGGCCACCGCGGCUGGACUAUGGCGCCCCCGCGGAAUGUGGUGAAGAUUGCUGUUCAGAUGUCUGACGCCAUCCCACAGCUUAUCCAGCUAGACCAGGCAAAGCCCCUGGCCACUGUACUGAAGGAGGUGUGUGACGCGUGGAGCCUGACUCAUCCGGAGCACUAUGCCCUGCAGUUUGCUGAUGGGCACAGGAAAUACAUCACAGAGAAUAACCGCUUGGAGAUCAAGAAUGGAAGCAUCCUGUGUCUCAGCACUGCCCCAGAUCUGAAGGCCCAGCAGCUACUGGGUAGACUGCAGAAUACAAGUCGUGAAGGGUGCUGUGAAGUCCUGAGAAACCUGGUCCUGCUGGCCUCAGACAUGACCUUUGCCCAGGAGGUCAUCAGUCGUGAUGGGCUUCAGAAACUAAGCACCAUCAUUGAAAAUGGGGAUGACCUAGGGGAGAUGCUGGCCCUUGGUCUAAGGGCUUUCUUGGAGCUCAUGGAACACGGUGUAGUGUCCUGGGAGACACUCAGCAUCUCCUUUGUCAGGAAGGUGAUAUCUUAUGUGAACAUGAACCUGAUGGAUGCCUCUGUCCAGCCCCUGGCUCUGAGACUGCUGGAGAGUGUGACCUUGAGCAGUCCUGCCCUGGGCCAGCUGGUGAAGAGUGAGGUGCCACUGGAUAGGCUGCUGGUGCACCUGCAAGUAAUGAACCACCAGCUGCAAACCAAGGCCAUGGCUCUGUUGACGGCCCUGCUGCAGGGAGCCAGCCCCACUGAACGCAAGGAAAUGCUUGACCACCUAUGGAAGAAGAAUCUUCGCCAGUUCAUCUACAAGGUAGGAUGGACCAGGCCAAGGAGACCCUCUCCCCAGUCUUCCUUCCCCUGGGAGUCUCACCCAAGCCUUGUUGUCUUCCAGAACAUCAUCCACAGUGCAACACCCAUGGGUGACGAGAUGGCUCAUCACUUGUAUGUGCUGCAGGCUCUUACCCUAGGGCUGCUGGAGCCACGGAUGCGGACACCACUUGAUCCCUACAGCCAGGAACAGCGGGACCAGCUGCAGGCUCUGCGCCAGGCAGCCUUUGAACCAGAGGGGGAGUCCUUGGGCACAGGGCUCAGUGCAGACCGCCGCCGGUCUCUCUGUGUCCGAGAGUUCCGCAAGUUAGGCUUCUCUAACAGCAACCCAGCCCAGGACCUGGAGCGUGUGCCCCCCGGCCUGCUGGCCCUGGACAAUAUGCUCUACUUCUCCAGACAUGCACCAAGUGCAUACAGUCGGUUUGUGUUGGAGAACAGUAGCCGAGAGGACAAGCAUGAAUGCCCCUUUGCCCGGAGCAGCAUCCAGCUGACAGCGUUGCUGUGUGAGCUGCUCCGUGUUGGGGAGCCUUGCUCCGAGACAGCCCAGGACUUCUCGCCCAUGUUCUUCAGCCAAGACCACAGUUUCCAUGAGCUCUUCUGUGUGGCUAUCCAGCUACUGAAUAAGACCUGGAAGGAGAUGCGGGCAACACAGGAAGAUUUUGACAAGGUGAUGCAAGUGGUUCGGGAGCAGCUGGCCCGUACCCUGGCUCUGAAGCCCACCUCCCUGGAGCUCUUUCGAACCAAAGUGAAUGCCCUCACCUAUGGGGAAGUGUUGAGGCUGCGGCAGACAGAGCGGCUGCACCAGGAGGGCACGCUGGCCCCUCCUAUACUGGAAUUGCGAGAGAAACUGAAGCCAGAGCUCAUGGGCUUAAUCCGCCAGCAGCGUUUGCUCCGACUCUGUGAAGGAAUGCUCUUCCGCAAGAUCAGCAGCCGGAGACGACAGGACAAGCUAUGGUUUUGCUGUUUAUCCCCCAACCACAAAGUACUGCAGUAUGGGGAUGUGGAGGAGGGUGCCAAGCCCCCUACCCUAGAAAGCCUACCUGAACAGCUCCCUGUGGCAGACAUCAGGGCACUCCUAAUGGGCAAGGACUGCCCCCAUGUCCGGGAGAAGGGCUCUGGGAAGCAGAACAAGGACCUGUAUGAGCUGGCUUUCUCCAUCAGCUAUGACCACGGGGAGGAAGAAGCAUACCUCAACUUCAUUGCCCCCUCCAAACGGGAUUUCUACCUGUGGACAGACGGGCUAAGUGCCCUGCUGGGCAGUACCAUGGGCAGUGAGCUGACUCGGCUAGACCUGGAGCAGCUGCUCACUAUGGAGACCAAGUUGCGGUUGUUGGAACUGGAGAACGUGCCCAUUCCUGAGCAGCCUCCCCCAGUACCCCCACCCCCUACCAACUUUAACUUCUGCUAUGACUACAGCAUCACUGAGCCGUGACUCAAGUUAGGCCACAGUUGAUACUGCUAUAGCAGCCACGAAAUCACAGACAACCUGACUAGGAGAGCCUCUAACAGAAAUAAAGUUAGCCUGGCUUAUAGGUAUGUGUUAAAUCA
Molecule: messenger RNA, 2496 nt
Organism: Mus musculus (house mouse)
Lineage: Eukaryota; Metazoa; Chordata; Mammalia; Rodentia; Muridae
Gene: Elmo3
Product: engulfment and cell motility 3
Exons: 19
Coding region: 137-2380 (747 amino acids)
Cellular component (GO): cytoplasm
Source: RefSeq, a predicted model, not a curated record